Molecule: messenger RNA, 1644 nt
Organism: Fragaria vesca subsp. vesca
Lineage: Eukaryota; Viridiplantae; Streptophyta; Magnoliopsida; Rosales; Rosaceae
Product: putative F-box/FBD/LRR-repeat protein At1g78760-like
Exons: 5
Coding region: 1-1539 (512 amino acids)
Molecular function (GO): protein binding
Source: RefSeq, a predicted model, not a curated record
AUGGUUUCUAACCAGAUUACCUAUACUUCGUUGUAUCAGUAUAUCUCUUGUUCACUCUUCAGAGUGUGGCAGAAAGCGAAGAGAGUGAAACGCCGUCGUCCUGCACUUGUUGCUCUCUUACCUUCUCCGAUAUCAGAGCGUGGUUUCAGAUACGAGGGUGAUUGGAAUUGUAGAACAGAGAUUGGGGUAGAAAUGGGUUCACACGUAGGAAACGAUGAAGAUAAGAUUAGUCAAUUACCAGAUGCACUUCUAUCUCACAUGCUGUCCUUCUUGUUAACCAAAGAUGCUGUGAGGACCAGCAUUCUCUCUAAAAGGUGGAAGAACAUAUGGGCUUCUGUUCCCUCUCUAGACUUUGAACAUUACAGUUGUGCUGGGUUUGUGUCAUUUGUUGAUCGUGUGCUUUACUAUCGAGAUUCACUUGACAUUCAAAGAUUUCGUCUCCACUUUAAGUGUUUUCCUAUUGAUGUCUCUUCUAUUGAUCGUUGGAUUCGCACUGCUACUUCCCAUAACGUUGUUGAACUUGAUCUAUGUCUUAAUUUUUUGGGAGGAGUGGAGUUUGAGGUCCCUGAAAGUGUUUUUGAGUGCAAAACACUGGUGGUUUUGAAGCUGAAGUCGGAUUCUUCUUUUACGUAUGCUCCUCCUAAGUUAGGGUGUUUUCCUAAUCUCAAGUGUCUACAUAUAACAAUUGAUUAUCCUGAUAAGGACCUUUUGGAGAAACUUUUCUCAUACUUCCCCGUACUUGAAGACUUGAGUGUAGAGGGAGAAUGGAAUGAUCAUGUAAAUUGUAAUGUCAAGCUUUUUGUGCCUAAACUAAAGAGGUUAAGUAUAAACAUUCACAGUACUGGCUAUUUUGACGAACCUUAUGAGUACUACUUCUCUAUCGAUGCCCCAAAACUUGAAUUCCUUGACCUCAGAGUGGAUAUUUUGCCGAGUAUGUCUUUUGACAAUUCAAAGUCCCUGGUAAAAGCCAUUGUGGGUUUCUAUUACCAUCCGGCAAUUAUGCAAGAGCACUUUUGUGAUCGUGCAACUAAGAUUCUGGCACCAGUUUCCAAUGUUGAACAUCUUUCUCUUUCAGCUCAUUUUUUGGAUGCUUCUUGUAUACCUGCUUUUGGUAAUCUGAUCCAUUUGAAGCUGGUUCUUCAUGACUGCUAUCGUUGGGAAGUGCUGGCAGAGCUACUCAAGAAAUCACCAAAUCUAGAAUGUCUUGUCUUGGAACAUGAACAGGACAAUAACUGUUACCCUGAAAACUCGGAGGAUGAAGAAAAUGCAGUGGACCAAGAAAACACCGAGGAUCCAUGGUGGAAUUGUGAAGAGUCUGCACCUCGUUGUUUGUUGUCACAUCUCAAGACUGUCUUAAUUAGGGGUUUCAUGGGUUGCCGGGAUGAGAAACAAGCUGCAAAGUACUUAUUGAAGAAUGGUGCAGUUUUGGAGGAGAUGACUAUUUAUGUGGAUAAUGUUUUGUACUCAAGAGAGAAGCUUUGCAUGGAAUUUGCACACUUUCAACGUGGUUCCAUGACUUGUCGGCUUCAAUUGGUCUAACCCGUAUUUGCCUGAGAUGCGGUUUCCCUUGAUCUUGAUUUCGAUCCUCUCUGUUUGUGAAUGUAAUGGGAUUCAGAACUUUGCCCUUGAUCAAUACUUUACAAC